AUGCAUUCUCCGAUGCUACAACAUAUCAAUCUCCAAACAAUGUCUUCCAACGUGGUUCGUGUGGCAGUCACUCAAGCUGAGCCGGCAUGGCUGGACCUAGCCGCCGGCGUGGCAAAGACCUGCACUUUGAUGACCGAAGCCGCUCAUAAUGGCGCGCAAUUGAUUGCCUUUCCCGAGUGCUGGAUUCCAGGAUACCCAUGUUGGAUCUGGAGCCGUUUCCUCGACGUCGCCAUGAAUGUGGCAUACAUCAAGAACUCCAUCGCGCUUGACUCCCCAGAGAUGGAUCAGAUCAAAGCUUGCGCAAAGAGCAACUCGAUCGCAGUAUCUCUGGGAUUCUCCGAAUUCCAUCACAAUUCGGUCUAUAUCGCACAAGUCAUGAUCGGUGGCGAUGGGGAGAUCAAGUCUCACAGACGCAAGAUGAAGCCUACCCAUAUGGAACGAACUAUUUUCGGAGAUGCGUCGGGAGAAUGUUUCUCUAGUGUGGUCGAGCUACCUUUCGCGCGAGUUGGAGCACUCUCCUGCUGGGAGCACAUUCAACCGCUGCUCAAAUACUUCAUGAUUUCCCAGAGAGAGGAAAUCCACGUGUCGGCAUGGCCAAGCCUCACGCCUCACACUGGCAAGUCUGAUCUGUGGUCUAUUUUGUCGCAAACGUAUGCCGUGGAGUCCCAGAGCUUUGUUAUGCAUUGCACAGCUGUGAUUACCGAGAAAGGUGUACAGGCAAUGGAUACCAGUGGGGGAAUCCUGAUGAACUCCCCAGGAGGGGGAACUUCUGCGGUGUUUGGCCCUGAUGGACGGAGGUUGACGGAGCCUCUGGAUUCCACUUCCGAGGGCAUCGUAUAUGCUGACCUUGAUAUGAGCCAGAUCGUGGCGACUAAGAUUUUUGCAGAUGCCACUGGGCAUUACAGUCGUCCCGACCUCAUGUGGUUGAACGUUUGCAAGAAAGUGAAGAAAAUGGUCCAGCCGGAAGAUGAAACAUUAAUAGAUACAGUGGAAUAG
Molecule: messenger RNA, 996 nt
Organism: Penicillium olsonii
Lineage: Eukaryota; Fungi; Ascomycota; Eurotiomycetes; Eurotiales; Aspergillaceae
Source: the annotation of a GenBank genome assembly